GAUCCAUGGUUGCGUUUGUAUUUGUCGUCUGAUUAUACUUUUGCUGGCUACUUGUUUGUAUUGUGUAAUUGCCCAUAUGCAAUAGCUGAUUAAAUCUGCGAAUAUAUUGUUUGCUAGAUGUCUGCGUUUUGUAACACACCGGGUUCGGUGUUGACGCCAUCUUGUCAUCUAGUAACAUUUGUUUAAGGCUUGUAUCGCAAUUUAAAGUCUGUUGAUGCGAUUCAUAUUGGUUUUUGAUGCAUUCAAUUUGUUUUUGUGAUUCUUUUGCUGAAUUAUUGUUAUUUUGACCAAUUUGUUUGUUAUCUAAGAUAUCCGUUUUCAAGAUUUGAUUUUCAUAUAAAGUUUUUACUUGUGGUUGAUUAGUUUGUAAUUUUUUAUAUUUAUUUACAGCUAUUUGAAUUUCUUCUGAUUUUAAUUUAAAUUUUUCUAGUUUUUGAUAUAAUUUAUUUAACUUGUGUGUUUUUAAUUUAGCAUGCGUAGGUUUUGGAACAUUACCCAAUGUUUGUAUUUUGUUUAAUAUUUUAUCUUUUUUUUUUGAUUGUUCUAAUCUUACUCUGUUUUGUUGUUUCAGGUCAGCUGGCUUUUUUUGGCAUUGGUACUAACGUUUUAACAUCAGAUGUCCUGUUCUUCGUGACUUGUGGCUUCUCUUCAUUAAUUUCAUUAGUUAGGUUCAUCUUUAGUGUAAGUGACGAUUGUGUUUGUGACACUAUCAUCUUCUUGUGUGCCCGCGGUUGUGGCUGCUGUCGUAUCUUCAAGAAUACUACUACCUAAUAUACCUACUGGCUGGUCGUCAUAUGAUAUUGUUCGCGUAUUGGAAACGCUUGGUUGAGUUCCGACGCGUGUUUCGCCCGCGUUCAUACUCAGAUUAUUUUGCGUGUUAUCUUCCGUGUUUUGCAUCGCCUGCGUUGCUUUAUGCGUCUGAAUUGGCGAUCUUGGCAAAUUUGGCAUAGUAAAGCGUAUAAUAAACGGUUGUUUGGUUUAUGCAAUCGCGAUCCCGGUGUUAUGAGUAUGCGUUACCUACUGCGUUUUGACACUCCCGAAACUUAAUCAAUUGCUUCGUUUUGUUUAACCGAUUAACUCGCAUUUACGUUUACAUUGCACAAUACAGAAAAUGUUAGUAAAUAACUGGCACGUUGCCAUUGGGUGCUAUAACGUAAAAUAUGAUUAUAACGUUCAGAACUUUCGCUUCUCGAGCUUUUUGAACCAUAAAGGGUAAUACUGAAGGAGACGGUCUUCUUCACCGAUUUUGAUGAAAUUAGGCUUAUUCGACGCGUUUUUACAUGAAACUAACAUAUCUGGCAAAAAAAGUGUCGCUCUGCCACGAGAACCGAGAUAUCAAUCAUUAAAGUUAGCGAUUGUACAGGUUAGAAUAUCAGUCAUCUCGGUGUAAUGUAAAGAACUGAGCAUGCGCUAUGAUAGAAAUUUGCACGAAAUUUGAAACGUUUCUUUAUUAAUAAUUACAUCAUUGUAUAUUUUAUUCCUCCCUCCCUGUUAAUUAUAAAAUAUAUUAUACAAAUGUUCAAUAAAAAGUAGACAUUGUGUUGGAUUAAAAAAAUUAUUAG
Molecule: messenger RNA, 1562 nt
Organism: Solenopsis invicta (red fire ant)
Lineage: Eukaryota; Metazoa; Arthropoda; Insecta; Hymenoptera; Formicidae
Exons: 3
Coding region: 499-771 (90 amino acids)
Source: RefSeq, a predicted model, not a curated record